AUGUGGAAUGAUUAUGGUUUAGGAUGGAAACCAGAAGAGUUUGGUAAUAUUGAAACACUACGAAUACCAAGUACACAAAUUUGGACACCAGACAUUUUUCUAUAUAACACUGCCGAUGAAAACUUUGAUGCUGCAGUGAAAGUCAAUGCCGUUGUGCGGUAUAGUGGUGAUAUACUAUAUGUUCCACCAGUAUUAUUCAAAUCAAGUUGUCCAUUUAAUAUUGCUGCAUUUCCAUUUGUAACUAUCAAAAAGAAAUUACCUUGUUUUCUUAUCAGUUGUAUGACACUACUCGGUCUUGUAUUACCACCGGAUAGUGGGGAUAAAAUAAACUUGCAGAUUACAACUCUUCUCACUGUUGUUAUGUUCAGUUUACUUCUAUCAGAAAUUAUGCCACCAAGUUCCCAUGCUAUACCAAUUAUUACCGUUUAUUUCAUGUGUGUUAUGAUUAUGUCAGUAGUUUCAGUUAUUGCAUCAGUAUUAGUAUUAUCACUUCAUUUUCGAAACUCUAAAAAUUCUGCAAUGUCAGUAUGGAUUCGUAAGUAUAUUUGUAACUAUUUAGCAUGGCUAUUGUGUAUGAAGCGCCCUAAUCAUGAUUUGAGUUGGUGUGCGAUUCGUCGUCGAUUGACUUCUCCAAAACAAGAAUCACAUAAUAUAAAUCAAUUGAUUGCUGAUGAUUAUUCUAAGAUUCCUUCUGAACCAUUAUUCAAAAAUACAUUCGAGUUGUUAUCGACCAAUGGUUUGAAUAUUGACAGUGAAUCGUUAGAAUUUCAAGCAAAUCUAGAGAAACAACGCUCAGUUUCACUAUUAGAAUUUGCUGUACCUUCAACAACAACAAGUCAUCGUUCUUAUCAUCAUCAGAAUACAUUGAAAGAAUUGAAUACAUCUAAUAUGGAAAUGAUUCAUGCUGAGCUACGUACUAUUAUUUCUCAACUUGCUAUUCUUACUAGUCAUUUUCGGCAACAAGAGAAAGAUGAUGAUGAAUCUCAAGAAUGGAAAUUUGUGGCAAGGGUCAUUGAUCGUCUUUGUCUAGUGGUUUUUGCUGUAUCUAUGACUCUUUUUACUACACUUAUUUUUCUCAAUGCUUAA
This is a messenger RNA of Rotaria sp. Silwood2, 1086 nucleotides long. NCBI's taxonomy places the organism in Eukaryota, Metazoa, Rotifera, Eurotatoria, Philodinida, Philodinidae. The record is from the annotation of a GenBank genome assembly.